Molecule: messenger RNA, 15387 nt
Organism: Knipowitschia caucasica
Lineage: Eukaryota; Metazoa; Chordata; Actinopteri; Gobiiformes; Gobiidae
Source: the annotation of a GenBank genome assembly
AUGAACGGACGGUGUGAUUUGGACACGAUUGUGAAAUGGCAAGAUACAUUACGCUGUAGAGACAACUACCACAACCACAGCUCCUCCAACAACCACCACAACCACAGCUCCUCCAACUACCACCACAACCACAGCUCCUCCAACAACUACCACCACUACAGCUCCUCCAACAACUACCACAACUACAGCUCCUCCAACAACCACCACAACUACAGCUCCUCCAACUACCACCACAACCACAGCUCCUCCAACAACUACCACAACUACAGCUCCUCCAACAACUACCACAACCACAGCUCCUCCAACAACUACCACAACUACAGCUCCUCCAACAACUACCACAACUACAGCUCCUCCAACAACCACCACAACUACAGCUCCUCCAACUACCACCACAACCACAGCUCCUCCAACAACUACCACAACCACAGCUCCUCCAACAACCACCACAACCACAGCUCCUCCAACAACCACCACAACCACAGCUCCUCCAACAACUACCACAACCACAGCUCCUCCAACAACUACCACAACUACAGCUCCUCCAACAACUACCACAACUACAGCUCCUCCAACAACUAUCACAACUACAGCUCCUCCAACAACCACCACCACCACAGCUCCUCCAACAACUACCACGACUACAGCUCCUCAAACAACUACUACAACUACAGCUCCUCCAACAACUACCACCACCACAGCUCCUCCAACAACUACCACAACUACAGCUCCUCCAACAACUACCACAACCACAGCUCCUCCAACAACUACCACCACCACAGCUCCUCCAACUACCACCACAACCACAGCUCCUCCAACAACUACCACAACUACAGCUCCUCCAACAACUACCAUAACCACAGCUCCUCCAACAACUACCACAACCACAGCUCCUCCAACAACCACCACCACCACGGCUCCUCCAACAACUACCACCACCACAGCUCCUCCAACAACUACCACAACCACAGCUCCUCCAACAACCACCACCACCACGGCUCCUCCAACAACUACCACAACUACAGCUCCUCCAACAACUACCACAACUACAGCUCCUCCAACAACUACCACAACUACAGCUCCUCCAACAACUACCACCACCACAGAUCCUCCAACAACUACCACCACCACAGCUCCUCCAACAACUACCACCACCACAGCUCCUCCAACAACUACCACAACCACAGCUCCUCCAACAACUACCACAACUACAGCUCCUCCAACAACUACCACAACUACAGCUCCUCCAACAACCACCACAACUACAGCUCCUCCAACAACCACCACAACCACAGCUCCUCCAACAACUACCACAACUACAGCUCCUCCAACAACUACCACAACUACAGCUCCUCCAACAACUACCACAACCACAGCUCCUCCAACAACAACUACAACUACAGCUCCUCCAACAACCACCACAACUACAGCUCCUCCAACAACCACCACAACUACAGCUCCUCCAACAACUACCACAACCACAGCUCCUCCAACAACUACCACAACUACAGCUCCUCCAACAACUACCACAACCACAGCUCCUCCAACAACAACCACAACUACAGCUCCUCCAACAACUACCACAACUACAGCUCCUCCAACAACUACCACAACCACAGCUCCUCCAACAACUACCACAACCACAGCUCCUCCAACAACCACCACCACCACGGCUCCUCCAACAACUACCACCACCACAGCUCCUCCAACAACUACCACAACUACAGCUCCUCCAACAACUACCACAACUACAGCUCCUCCAACAACUACCACAACUACAGCUCCUCCAACAACUACCACAACCACAGCUCCUCCAACAACUACCACCACCACAGAUCCUCCAACAACUACCACCACCACAGCUCCUCCAACAACUACCACCACCACAGCUCCUCCAACAACUACCACAACCACAGCUCCUCCAACAACUACCACAACUACAGCUCCUCCAACAACAACCACAACUACAGCUCCUCCAACAACCACCUCAACUACAGCUCCUCCAACAACCACCACAACUACAGCUCCUCCAACAACUACCACCACCACAGCUCCUCCAACAACUACCACAACUACAGCUCCUCCAACAACUACCACAACCACAGCUCCUCCAACAACUACCACAACUACAGCUCCUCCAACAACUACCACAACUACAGCUCCUCCAACAACCACCACGACUACAGCUCCUCCAACAACUACCACAACUACAGCUCCUCCAACAACUACCACAACCACAGCUCCGCCAACAACUACCACAACUACAGCUCCUCCAACAACUACCACAACUACAGCUCCUCCAACAACCACCACAACUACAGCUCCUCCAACAACUACCACAACCACAGCUCCUCCAACAACUACCACAACUACAGCUCCUCCAACAACUACCACAACUACAGCUCCUCCAACAACCACCACGACUACAGCUCCUCCAACAACUACCACAACCACAGCUCCUCCGACAACUACCACAACUACAGCUCCUCCAACAACUACCACAACUACAGCUCCUCCAACAACUACCACCACCACAGCUCCUCCAACAACUACCACGACUACAGCUCCUCCAACAACUACCACAACCACAGCUCCUCCGACAACUACCACAACUACAGCUCCUCCAACAACUACCACAACUACAGCUCCUCCAACAACUACCACCACCACAGCUCCUCCAACAACUACCACAACUACAGCUCCUCCAACAACUACCACAACUACAGCUCCUCCAACAACUACCACCACCACAGCUCCUCCAACAACUACCACAACUACAGCUCCUCCAACAACUACCACAACUACAGCUCCUCCAACAACUACCACCACCACAGCUCCUCCAACAACUACCACAACUACAGCUCCUCCAACAACCACCACAACUACAGCUCCUCCAACAACUACCACCACAGAUCCUCCAACAACUACCACCACCACAGCUCCUCCAACAACUACCACAGCUCCUCCAACAACUACCACCACCACAGCUCCCCCAACAACUACCACAACCACAGCUCCUCCAACAACUACCACCACCACAGCUCCUCCAACAACAACCACAACAACAGCUCCUCCAACAACUACCACAACUACAGCUCCUCCAACAACUACCACAACCACAGCUCCUCCAACAACCACCACCACAGCUCCUCCAACAACUACCACCACCACGGCUCCUCCAACAACCACCACCACCACGGCUCCUCCAACAACCACCACAACCACGGCUCCUCCAACAACUACCACCACCACAGCUCCUCCAACAACUACCACAACCACAGCUCCUCCAACAACUACCACAACCACAGCUCCUCCAACUACCACCACAACCACAGCUCCUCCAACAACUACCACCACUACAGCUCCUCCAACAACCACCACAACCACAGCUCCUCCAACUACCACCACAACCACAGCUCCUCCAACAACUACCACAACUACAGCUCCUCCAACAACUACCACCACCACCACAGCUCCUCCAACAACUACCACAACUACAGCUCCUCCAACAACUACCACAACUACAGCUCCUCCAACAACUACCACAACCACAGCUCCUCCAACAACCACCACCACAGCUCCUCCAACAACUACCACCACCACGGCUCCUCCAACAACCACCACCACCACGGCUCCUCCAACAACCACCACAACCACGGCUCCUCCAACAACUACCACCACCACAGCUCCUCCAACAACUACCACAACCACAGCUCCUCCAACAACUACCACAACCACAGCUCCUCCAACUACCACCACAACCACAGCUCCUCCAACAACUACCACCACUACAGCUCCUCCAACAACCACCACAACCACAGCUCCUCCAACUACCACCACAACCACAGCUCCUCCAACAACUACCACAACUACAGCUCCUCCAACAACCACCACAACCACAGCUCCUCCAACAACUACCACAACUACAGCUCCUCCAAAAACUACCACAACCACAGCUCCUCCAACAACUACCACAACCACAGCUCCUCCAACAACUACCACAACUACAGCUCCUCCAACAACCACCACCACCACAGCUCCUCCAACAACUACCACAACUACAGCUCCUCCAACAACCACCACCACCACAGCUCCUCCAACAACUACCACCACCACAGCUCCUCCAACAACUACCACAACCACAGCUCCUCCAACAACCACCACAACCACAGCUCCUCCAACUACCACCACCACCACAGCUCCUCCAACAACUACCACCACUACAGCUCCUCCAACAACCACCACAACUACAGCUCCUCCAACAACUACCACAACCACAGCUCCUCCAACAACCACCACCACCACGGCUCCUCCAACAACUACCACCACCACAGCUCCUCCAACAACUACCACAACCACAGCUCCUCCAACAACUACCACAACUACAGCUCCUCCAACAACUACCACAACCACAGCUCCUCCAACAACUACCACAACUACAGCUCCUCCAACAACUACCACAACUACAGCUCCUCCAACAACCACCACAACUACAGCUCCUCCAACAACUACCACAACCACAGCUCCUCCAACAACUACCACAACCACAGCUCCUCCAACAACUACCACCACCACAGCUCCUCCAACAACUACCACAACUACAGCUCCUCCAACAACUACCACCACCACAGCUCCUCCAACAACUACCACAACUACAGCUCCUCCAACAACCACCACAACUACAGCUCCUCCAACAACUACCACAACCACAGCUCCUCCAACAACUACCACAACUACAGCUCCUCCAACAACCACCACCACCACAGCUCCUCCAACAACUACCACAACCACAGCUCUUCCAACAACUACCACAACUACAGCUCCUCAAACAACUACCACAACUACAGCUCCUCCAACAACCACCACAACUACAGCUUCUCCAACAACCACCACAACUACAGCUUCUCCAACAACUACCACAACCACAGCUCCUCCAACAACUACCACCACCACAGCUCCUCCAACAACUACCACAACCACAGCUCCUCCAACAACUACCACAACCACAGCUCCUCCAACAACUACCACGACUACAGCUCCUCCAACAACUACCACAACCACAGCUCCUCCAACAACCACCACCACCACAGCUCCUCCAACAACCACCACCACCACAGCUCCUCCAACAACUACCACCACCACAGCUCCUCCAACAACUACCACUACCACAGCUCCUCCAACAACUACCACGACUACAGCUCCUCCAACAACUACCACAACCACAGCUCCUCCAACAACCACCACCACCACAGCUCCUCCAACAACCACCACCACCACAGCUCCUCCAACAACUACCACAACCACAGCUCCUCCAACAACUACCACCACCACAGCUCCUCCAACAACUACCACAACCACAGCUCCUCCAACAACUACCACAACCACAGCUCCUCCAACAACUACCACAACCACAGCUCCUCCAACAACUACCACAACCACAGCUCCUCCAACAACUACCACCACCACAGCUCCUCCAACAACUACCACAACUACAGCUCCUCCAACAACUACCACAACCACAGCUCCUCCAACAACUACCACAACUACAGCUCCUCCAACAACUACCACAACUACAGCUCCUCCAACAACCACCACAACUACAGCUCCUCCAACAACUACCACAACCACAGCUCCUCCAACAACUACCACAACCACAGCUCCUCCAACAACCACCACCACCACAGCUCCUCCAACAACUACCACAACCACAGCUCCUCCAACAACUACCACAACUACAGCUCCUCCAACAACUACCACAACUACAGCUCCUCCAACAACCACCACAACUACAGCUCCUCCAACAACUACCACAACCACAGCUCCUCCAACAACUACCACCACCACAGCUCCUCCAACAACUACCACAACCACAGCUCCUCCAACAACUACCACAACCACAGCUCCUCCAACAACCACCACCACAACAGCUCCUCCAACAACCACCACCACCACAGCUCCUCCAACAACUACCACAACUACAGCUCCUCCAACAACUACCACCACCACAGCUCCUCCAACAACUACCACAGCUCCUCCAACAACUACCACGACUACAGCUCCUCCAACAACUACCACAACCACAGCUCCUCCAACAACCACCACCACCACAGCUCCUCCAACAACCACCACCACCACAGCUCCUCCAACAACUACCACAACCACAGCUCCUCCAACAACCACCACCACCACAGCUCCUCCAACAACUACCACAACUACAGCUCCUCCAACAACCACCACAACUACAGCUCCUCCAACAACUACCACCACAGCUCCUCCAACAACUACCACCACAGCUCCCCCAACAACUACCACCACCACAGCUCCUCCAACAACUACCACAACCACAGCUCCUCCAACAACUACCACCACUACAGCUCCUCCAACAACUACCACAACUACAGCUCCUCCAACAACCACCACAACCACAGCUCCUCCAACUACCACCACAACUACAGCUCCUCCAACAACCACCACAACUACAGCUCCUCCAACAACUACCACAACCACAGCUCCUCCAACAACUACCACAACCAGAGCUCCUCCAACAACUACCACAACCACAGCUCCUCCAACAACUACCACCACCACAGCUCCUCCAACAACUACCACAACCACAUCUCCUCCAACAACCACCACAACCACAGCUCCUCCAACUACCACCACAACCACAGCUCCUCCAACAACUACCACAACUACAGCUCCUCCAACAACUACCACAACCACAGCUCCUCCAACAACUACCACAACUACAGCUCCUCCAACAACUACCACAACUACAGCUCCUCCAACUACCACCACAGCUCCUCCAACAACUACCACAACUACAGCUCCUCCAACAACUACCACAACCACAGCUCCUCCAACAACUACCACGACUACAGCUCCUCCAACAACUACCACAACCACAGCUCCUCCAACAACUACCACAACCACAGCUCCUCCAACAACUACCACAACCACAGCUCCUCCAACAACUACCACAACCACAGCUCCUCCUACAACUACCACCACCACAGCUCCUCCAACAACUACCACAACCACAGCUCCUCCAACAACCACCACAACUACAGCUCCUCCAACAACUACCACAACCACAGCUCCUCCAACAACUACCACAACUACAGCUCCUCCAACAACUACCACAACUACAGCUCCUCCAACAACCACCACAACUACAGCUCCUCCAACAACUACCACAACCACAGCUCCUCCAACAACUACCACCACCACAGCUCCUCCAACAACCACCACCACCACAGCUCCUCCAACAACCACCACCACCACAGCUCCUCCAACAACUACCACAACUACAGCUCCUCCAACAACUACCACCACCACAGCUCCUCCAACAACUACCACAACCACAGCUCCUCCAACAACUACCACAACCACAGCUCCUCCAACAACUACCACCACCACAGCUCCUCCAACAACUACCACAACCACAGCUCCUCCAACAACCACCACAACCACGGCUCCUCCAACUACCACCACAACCACAGCUCCUCCAACAACUACCACAACUACAGCUCCUCCAACAACUACCACAACCACAGCUCAUCCAACAACUACCACAACUACAGCUCCUCCAACAAUUACCACAACUACAGCUCCUCCAACUACCACUACAACCACAGCUCCUCCAACAACUUCCACAACUACAGCUCCUCCAACAACUACCACAACCACAGCUCCUCCAACAACUACCACGACUACAGCUCCUCCAACAACUACCACAACCACAGCUCCUCCAACAACUACCACAACCACAGCUCCUUCAACUACCACCACAACCACAGCUCCUCCAACAACUACCACCACUACAGCUCCUCCAACAACUACCACGACUACAGCUCCUCCAACAACUACCACAACCACAGCUCCUCCUACAACUACCACCACCACAGCUCCUCCAACAACUACCACAACCACAGCUCCUCCAACAACUACCACAACCACAGCUCCUCCAACUACCACCACAACCACAGCUCCUCCAACAACUACCACAACUACAGCUCCUCCAACAACUACCACAACCACAGCUCCUCCAACAACUACCACAACUACAGCUCCUCCAACAACUACCACAACCACAGCUCCUCCAACAACUACCACAACUACAGCUCCUCCAACAACUACCACAACCACAGCUCCUCCAACAACUACCACAACCACAGCUCCUCCAACAACUACCACAACUACAGCUCCUCCAACAACUACCACAACUACAGCUCCUCCAACAACCACCACAACUACAGCUCCUCCAACAACUACCACAACAGAAGCUCCUCCAACAACUACCACCACCACAGCUCCUCGAACAACUACCACCACCACAGCUCCUCCAACAACUACCACAACCACAGCUCCUCCAACAACUACCACAACCACAGCUCCUCCAACAACUACCACAACCACAGCUCCUCCAACAACCACCACCACCACAGCUCCUCCAACAACUACCACAACUACAGCUCCUCCAACAACCUCCACAACUACAGCUCCUCCAACAACUACCACCACAGCUCCUCCAACAACUACCACCACAGCUCCCCCAACAACUACCACCACCACAGCUCCUCCAACAACUACCACAACCACAGGUCCUCCAACAACUACCACAACCACAGCUCCUCCUACAACUACCACCACCACAGCUCCUCCAGCAACUACCACAACCACAGCUCCUCCGACAACUACCACAACUACAGCUCCUCCAACAACUACCACAAGUACAGCUCCUCCAACAACUACCACGACUACAGCUCCUCCAACAACUACCACAACCACAGCUCCCCCUACAACUACCACCACCACAGCUCCUCCAACAACUACCACAACCACAGCUCCUCCAACAACUACCACAACCACAGCUCCUCCAACUACCACCACAACCACAGCUCCUCCAACAACUACCACAACUACAGCUCCUCCAACAACUACCACAACCACAGCUCCUCCAACAACUACCACAACCACAGCUCCUCCAACAACUACCACAACUACAGCUCCUCCAACAAUUACCACAACUACAGCUCCUCCAACUACCACCACAACCACAGCUCCUCCAACAACUACCACAACUACAGCUCCUCCAACAACUACCACAACCACAGCUCCUCCAACAACUACCACGACUACAGCUCCUCCAACAACUACCACAACCACAGCUCCUCCAACAACUACCACAACCACAGCUCCUCCAACUACCACCACAACCACAGCUCCUCCAACAACUACCACCACUACAGCUCCUCCAACAACUACAGCUCCUCCAACAACUACCACAACCACAGCUCCUCCUACAACUACCACCACCACAGCUCCUCCAACAACUACCACAACCACAGCUCCUCCAACAACCACCACAACCACAGCUCCUCCAACUACCACCACAACCACAGCUCCUCCUACAACUACCACGACUACAGCUCCUCCAACAACUACCACAACUACAGCUCCUCCAACAACUACCACAACCACAGCUCCUCCAACAACCACCACAACAGCAGCUCCUCCAACAACUACCACCACCACAGCUCCUCCAACAACUACCACCACCACAGCUCCUCCAACAACUACCACAACCACAGCUCCUCCAACAACUACCACAACCACAGCUCCUCCAACAACCACCACCACCACAGCUCCUCCAACAACUACCACAACUACAGCUCCUCCAACAACCACCACAACUACAGCUCCUCCAACAACUACCACCACAGCUCCUCCAACAACUACCACCACAGCUCCCCCAACAACUACCACCACCACAGCUCCUCCAACAACUACCACAACCACAGCUCCUCCAACAACUACCACAACCACAGCUCCUCCUACAACUACCACCACCACAGCUCCUCCAACAACUACCACAACCACAGCUCCUCCGACAACUACCACAACUACAGCUCCUCCAACAACUACCACAACUACAGCUCCUCCAACAACUACCACGACUACAGCUCCUCCAACAACUACCACAACCACAGCUCCUCCUACAACUACCACCACCACAGCUCCUCCAACAACUACCACAACCACAGCUCCUCCAACAACUACCACAACCACAGCUCCUCCAACUACCACCACAACCACAGCUCCUCCAACAACUACCACAACUACAGCUCCUCCAACAACUACCACAACCACAGCUCCUCCAACAACUACCACAACUACAGCUCCUCCAACAACUACCACAACUACAGCUCCUCCAACAACCACCACCACCACAGCUCCUCCUACAACUACCACGACUACAGCUCCUCCAACAACUACCACAACUACAGCUCCUCCAACAACUACCACAACCACAGCUCCUCCAACAACUACCACAACUACAGCUCCUCCAACAACUACCACAACCACAGCUCCUCCAACAACUACCACAACCACAGCUCCUCCAACAACUACCACAACUACAGCUCCUCCAACAACUACCACAACUACAGCUCCUCCAACAACCACCACAACCACAGCUCCUCCAACAACUACCACAACUACAGCUCCUCCAACAACUACCACCACCACAGCUCCUCCAACAACUACCACCACCACAGCUCCUCCAACAACUACCACCACCACAGCUCCUCCAACAACUACCACAACCACAGCUCCUCCAACAACUACCACAACUACAGCUCCUCCAACAACCACCACAACUACAGCUCCUCCAACAACUACCACCACAGCUCCUCCAACAACUACCACCACAGCUCCCCCAACAACUACCACCACCACAGCUCCUCCAACAACUACCACAACCACAGCUCCUCCAACAACUACCACAACCACAGCUCCUCCUACAACUACCACCACCACAGCUCCUCCAACAACUACCACAACCACAGCUCCUCCGACAACUACCACAACUACAGCUCCUCCAACAACUACCACAACUACAGCUCCUCCAACAACUACCACGACUACAGCUCCUCCAACAACUACCACAACCACAGCUCCUCCAACAACUACCACAACUACAGCUCCUCCAACAACUACCACCACCACAGCUCCUCCAACAACUACCACAACUACAGCUCCUCCAACAACUACCACAACUACAGCUCCUCCAACAACCACCACCACGGCUCCUCCAACAACUACCACCACCACAGCUCCUCCAACAACUACCACAACUACAGCUCCUCCAACAACUACCACAACUACAGCUCCUCCAACAACCACCACAACUACAGCUCCUCCAACAACUACCACCACCACAGCUCCUCCAACAACUACCACAACCACAGCUCCUCCAACAACUACCACAACCACAGCUCCUCCUACAACUACCACCACCACAGCUCCUCCAACAACAACCACAGCUCCUCCGACAACUACCACAACUACAGCUCCUCCAACAACUACCACAACUACAGCUCCUCCAACAACUACCACGACUACAGCUCCUCCAACAACUACCACAACCACAGCUCCUCCAACAACUACCACAACUACAGCUCCUCCAACAACUACCACCACCACAGCUCCUCCAACAACUACCACAACUACAGCUCCUCCAACAAAUACCACAACUACAGCUCCUCCAACAACCACCACCACGGCUCCUCCAACAACUACCACAACUACAGCUCCUCCAACAACUACCACAACUACAGCUCCUCCAACAACUACCACAACUACACUUCCUCCAACAACUACCACAACUACAGCUCCUCCAAGAACUACCACAAACACAGUUCCUCCAACAACUACCACCACCACAGCUCCUCCAACAACUACCACAACCACAGCUCCUCCAACAACUACCACAACUACAGCUCCUCCAACAACUACCACAACUACAGCUCCUCCAACAACCACCACCAACACAGCUCCUCCAACAACCACCACAACUACAGGUCCUCCAACAACUACCACAACUACAGCUCCUCCAACAACUACCACCACCACAGCUCCUCCAAUCACGACAACCACAGUUCCUCAAACAACAACAACUACAGCUCCUCCAACCACAACAACUACAGCUCCUCCAACCACAACAACCACAGUCCCUCCAACGACGACAUCCACAGCUCCUCGAACCGCAACAACCACAGCUCCUCCAACCACAACAACCACAGUCACUCCAACAACAACAACCACAAUUCCUCCAACAACAACAACCACAGCUCCUCCAACCGCGACAACCACAGCACCUCCAACCACAGUUCCUCCAACCACGACAACCACAGUCCCUCCAACCGCAACAACCACAGCUCCUCCAACCACAACAACCACAGUAAUUCCAACCACGACAACCACAGUUCCUUCAACCACAACAACCACAGCUCCUCUAACCACAACAACCACAGUUCCUCCAACCACAACAACCACAGUUCCUCCAACCACGACAACCACAGUUCCUCCAACCACAAAAACCACAGUUCCUCCAAGCACAGCAACCACUGCUCCUCCAACCACAACAACUACAGCUCCUCCAACCACAACAACCACAGUUCCUCCAACCACUACAACCACAGUUCCUCCAACCACAACAACCACAAUUCCUCCAACCGCAACAACCACAGCUCCUCAAACCACAACAACCACAGUUCUUCCAACCGCGACAACCACAGCUCCUCCAACCACAACAACCACAGUCCCUCCAACCGCAACAACCACAGUUCCUCCAACCACAACAACUACAGUUCCUCCAACCACAAAAACCACAGUUCCUCCAAGCACAGCAACCACAGUUCCUCCAACCACAACAACAACAGUUCCUCCAACCACAACAACCACAGCUUCUCCAAUAACAACAACAGUUCCUCCAACCACAACAACCACAGCUUCUCCAAUAACAACUACAGUUCCCCCAACCACAACAACCACAGUUCCUCCAACCACAACAACCACAGUUCCUCCAACCACAACAACGACAGCUCCUCCAACCACAACAACCACAGUUCCUCCAACCACUACAACCACAGUUCCUCAGACCACAACAACCACAAUCCCUCCAACCGCAACAACCACAGCUCCUCAAACCACAACAACCACAGUUCCUCCAACCGCGACAACCACAGCUCCUCCAACCACAACGACCACAGUUCCUCCAACCACAACAACCACAGUCCCUCCAACCGCAACAACCACAGUUCCUCCAACCACAACAACCACAGCUCCUCCAACCACAAAAACCACAGUUCCUCCAAGCACAGCAACCACAGUUCCUCCAAGCACAGCAACCACAGUUCCUCCAACAACUACCACAGCUCCUCCAACAACAACAACCACAGCUUCUCCAAUAAAAACUACAGUUCCCCCAACCACAACAACCACAGUUCCUCCAACCACAACAACUACAGUUCCUCCAACCACAAAAACCACAUUUCCUCCAACCACAACAACCACAGCUCCUCCAACCACAACAACAACAGUUCCUCCAACCACGACAACCACAGUUCCUCCAACCACAACAACCACAAUCCCUCCAACCGCAACAACCACAGUUCCUCCAACCGCAACAACCACAGUUCCUCCAACCACAACAACCACAGUUCCUCCAACCACAACAACCACAGUCCCUCCAAGCACAACAACUACAGCUCCUCCAACCAAAACAACCACAGUUCCUUCAACCGUAACAACCACAGCUCCUCCAACCGUAACAACCACAGCUCCUUCAACAACUACGACCACCAACAAACCAACCACCGCAACUACUGUUGCUGCAGUCGUAGAUGCUCGGGAAAAGACCCACAAAGCAAGACCGAAACCGUAGAAGCUGAAUUCGAGGUUGUGGCCAAACCGAACUCUACCGUAGCAAGCCUUCCUCCUAAUGACUUCGUUGCCAAGGCUUUCACCAAUAACUCAAACCCAGGAGCAAGUGUGACCAUAACCUCUGCUGAAGUUAUAGACGAACCCUUUUCAUCUGAUCUGCUGAACCCGGAAAGUCCAAAAUACAAAGAUCUUGAGAAAAGAUGUCUACAAACUUGUUCUGCCAUUUUCAGUCCACAUUCUUGGUUUUCACACUGCAAAGUGAAAAAGUUCAGGGGAAAAGACCCACAAAGCAAGACCGAAACCGUAGAAGCUGAAUUCGAGGUUGUGGCCAAACCGAACUCUACCGUAGCAAGCCUUCCUCCUAAUGACUUCGUUGCCAAGGCUUUCACCAAUAACUCAAACCCAGGAGCAAGUGUGACCAUAACCUCUGCUGAAGUUAUAGACGAACCCUUUUCAUCUGAUCUGCUGAACCCGGAAAGUCCAAAAUACAAAGAUCUUGAGAAAAGAUGUCUACAAACUUGUUCUGCCAUUUUCAGUCCACAUUCUUGGUUUUCACACUGCAAAGUGAAAAAGUUCAGGGGAAAAGACCCACAAAGCAAGACCGAAACCGUAGAAGCUGAAUUCGAGGUUGUGGCCAAACCGAACUCUACCGUAGCAAGCCUUCCUCCUAAUGACUUCGUUGCCAAGGCUUUCACCAAUAACUCAAACCCAGGAGCAAGUGUGACCAUAACCUCUGCUGAAGUUAUAGAUUCAUCCAUCUAUUCCUACACCACGACUGUUGGCUUAGACGAACCCUUUUCAUCUGAUCUGCUGAACCCGGAAAGUCCAAAAUACAAAGAUCUUGAGAAAAGAUGUCUACAAACUUGUUCUGCCAUUUUCAGUCCACAUUCUUGGUUUUCACACUGCAAAGUGAAAAAGUUCAGGGGAAAAGACCCACAAAGCAAGACCGAAACCGUAGAAGCUGAAUUCGAGGUUGUGGCCAAACCGAACUCUACCGUAGCAAGCCUUCCUCCUAAUGACUUCGUUGCCAAGGCUUUCACCAAUAACUCAAACCCAGGAGCAAGUGUGACCAUAACCUCUGCUGAAGUUAUAGAUAGUCCACACACAGCUGCAGUAACUCCCACGACCACCACAACUACCACCAAGAGUGCCACCACCGAUUCAUCCAUCUAUUCCUACACCACGACUGUUGGCUUAGACGAACCCUUUUCAUCUGAUCUGCUGAACCCGGAAAGUCCAAAAUACAAAGAUCUUGAGAAAAGAUGUCUACAAACUUGUUCUGCCAUUUUCAGUCCACAUUCUUGGUUUUCACACUGCAAAGUGAAAAAGUUCAGGGGAAAAGGGCCACAAACAAAGACCACCGAAACCGUAGAAGCUGAAUUCGAGGUUGUGGCCAAACCGAACUCUACCGUAGCAAGCCUUCCUCCUAAUGACUUCGUUGCCAAGGCUUUCACCAAUAACUCAAACCCAGGAGCAAGUGUGACCAUAACCUCUGCUGAAGUUAUAGAUAGUCCACACACAGCUGCAGUAACUCCCACGACCACCACGACCACUACCACUAGUGCCACCACCGCGUCCAGUGCAUCACAGAAGAAGAUCCCUCUGGUUACGGCCCCUCUCCUGGUGCUUCUGUCCUGGGUCCUGUCCAGCCAAUCAUAA